AUGGACACACCGCAGCGAACAGAGUACUGUAAAGGGUAUUCAGAAGAUGUCGAUCUCAUUCGAGAGCGCGAAUAUCCUCAUCUCAAAGAUACUACAUACCUGGAUCAUGCAGGAACUACUCUGUAUGCAAAGUCUUUGAUCGAGUCCUUCUCGCAGGACCUCACCUCCAACCUGUUUGGGAACCCCCAUUCUAUGUCCUCGUCAUCUCAGCUGUCCACGCAGAGGAUAGACGAUGUUCGCCUGAGGGCACUCCGAUUCUUCAAUGCUGACCCCGAGGAGUUCGAUCUCGUGUUCGUUGCAAAUGCUACCGCUGCGAUCAAGCUAAUUGUUGAAUCGUUUCGGGACGCCACGCCAAAGGGAUUCUGGUAUGGUUACCACAUUGAAUCUCAUACUAGCUUGGUCGGGGCACGGGAAGUGGCAGAUCUGGGGAGUAAAUGCUUCAGGUCCGAUGAAGAAGUCGAUACGUGGAUAUCAGACAUGGAUGAUAGCCUGGACGAGGGGCUUAAGCUGCUUGCGUUUCCUGCGCAGUCGAACAUGAACGGUCGACGAUUUCCUACUCGUUGGUGUGGGGAACUUCGAAAUACAAAUGGCCUUACAGGCGAUGCGUACUCGCUUCUGGAUGCAGCAUCUCUGGUAUCCACCUCGCCAUUGGACUUGAGCGAUGCCUCAGCCGCGCCAGACUUCACGGUCCUCAGCUUCUACAAGAUAUUCGGAUUUCCUGAUCUUGGUGCCUUGAUUGUUCGGAAGAGUGCCGGUCACAUUUUCGACAAACGAAGGUUUUUCGGCGGUGGAACGGUAGACUUGGUCUUGACUCAGGGUAUGCAAUGGCAUGCAAAAAAGACCUUGAUUCACGAACGAUUGGAGGAUGGGACGCUUCCAUUUCACAGCAUCAUUGCACUUGAUUCCGCAUUGAAUACACAUACUCGUCUCUUCGGUUCGAUGGAGAAUAUCUCUUCUCAUACGCGGUUUCUGGCCAAGACGUUGUACGAACGACUAACGGCUCUGAUACAUUUCAACGGGGCGAAAGUUUUCGAUUUCUACAUGGACUCAGAUGUGGACUUUGAAGACGCAUCGACGCAAGGCCCGAUCCUUGCGUUCAAUAUACGCAGUAGCCAGUGCGCUUGGAUCGGCAAAUCCGAGGUCGAAAGACUUGCAAAUGUCAAGAAGAUCCAGAUCAGAUCGGGAACUUUAUGCAACCCAGGAGGCACAGCAGGUAGCCUUGGUUGGACUGGACCCGAUAUGAUUCGCCAUUAUUCCAAUGGGCUGCGCUGUGGAGAUGACAAUGACCUGGUGGAUGGCCGUCCGACCGGUAUUCUGAGGGCCAGUCUCGGUGCGAUGACCAAUCUUAAGGAUAUUGAGAAUUUCGUGGAUUUUGUGGAAGAGUUUUAUGUGGAACGAUCGCCCAAUACAUGCUCUUUGCUACCCCCAAUCGAUCCUACAGUAUCUCAGUCACCUGGAUUCUAUAUUGAAAGCCUCUCAGUAUACCCUAUCAAGAGCUGCGGAGCCUUUAAAGUCCCUGAUGGCCAACGAUGGGAGAUUACACAGGAGGGAUUAGCGUGGGAUCGUGAAUGGUGUUUGAUCCACCAGGGUACCGGAACCGCUCUCAACCAGAAAAGGUACCCUAGGAUGGCGCUCAUCCAACCGUUUGUUGAUCUUGCACGAGGUGUCCUGAGGAUUUCAUGCGGGAGAGGAACAAGGAACUCUUCUCUGGAAAUCCCACUUAAUCGCGGAGGCACUGACUUGGUGAGGGCUUCGCUAUGUCAAAACGCAGCCAAGUCUUCUACUGUAUGUGGAGACCAGGUUAUCGUCCAAGCCUAUACAUCUCCAACCGUCUCCUCUUUCUUCUCAGACUUCUUAGGCGUUCCGUGCUCACUUGCGCGAUUUCCACCUCAGACCUCGACGAGGUAUGCUGCCUCUAAGGUUAGAAAGCCCCAUUAUAUGGACGAAUCGACUAUGCCGGGGUCAUUUCCACAAGACAUAUCGACGCCAGUUCCUGGACAGAAUCGGAUCCUGUUAUCUAACGAAAGCCCUAUCCUAUUCAUCUCUCGCUCGUCUGUCAAUCGACUCAACGAAACGAUCAAAUCCAAACCCAAGCCCAAGAACACCAACCAGCCUAGUAAUACUGGCUCUAAUAAAGCGGUGGCUGCCGAUGUCUUCCGCGCUAACAUUGUGGUUGCUGAGAAUCUCUCCCAACGAGCCAAUGCGGAACGACCUUACAUCGAAGAUCAAUGGGAAUCGUUCAGCGUUGGGUCUGAAAACGUUCAGUUUGAUGUUUUGGGAUCCUGUCAACGAUGCCAAAUGGUCUGUAUUGAUCAGUACUCCGGUGUGCGAGGUGACGAACCCUUUUCGACAUUGGCGAAAACGAGGAAGAUUAACAAUAAGAUCAAUUUUGGGAGACAUGCAUCUCUUUCUAUGACAGAUGAUGAUCUCGAUGUCCCUGCAUCUAAGACCAUCAUGGUUGGCGAUAUUGUUUAUCCUGCUUAUGAGCGUGAUGACUGUUGA
This is a messenger RNA of Aspergillus affinis, 2502 nucleotides long. It is a transcript of the gene hxB, whose product is annotated as putative molybdenum cofactor sulfurase protein (HxB). The coding region runs from base 1 to 2502 and encodes 833 amino acids. Gene Ontology annotation, molecular function: molybdenum ion binding; molybdenum cofactor sulfurtransferase activity; pyridoxal phosphate binding. The record is from RefSeq and is a predicted model, not a curated record. NCBI's taxonomy places the organism in Eukaryota, Fungi, Ascomycota, Eurotiomycetes, Eurotiales, Aspergillaceae. Gene Ontology annotation, biological process: Mo-molybdopterin cofactor biosynthetic process. The transcript has 2 exons.